AUUUAAGGAUAAUGGAAAUUUUGAGAAUGUCAUGAAAUUUCAUCAUAUGUUAUAUUUGAACAAAAUAGUGGAUGAAAAUAUGGUUUACUACAAGCAAGAAAUCGUCCAGCAUGACGUCAUUAGGCAGAGUGACCCGGAUGUAUGUUCUGACGCUAUGCGCAAAAUUCGAUGCGCACAGUGUUCUGGUUCGACGUCAAGAUGGCGGAAGCAGUUCAGACAUCUUGUGCAUCGCCAAGAUUGAAGCGUCCUAGACUAGAUAAUGAUGAUCACAUAGUACUGUCUUUGACUUCUUACGACAGUAAAUUGGACAACUGCGUCGAUCGCGGUGAAGAUGGGUGUUUCGCCGUACCCUAUGAAGUGACAUCAACAAGUGAUCCACAGAAUGAUACUUAUGGCGGUGAUUCUGGAUUUCAUGAAUUGACUCCUCCAGUAUCUGCUGGAUAUGUGGAUUCUACAUCUAUUGAUGAACUUAAUCUUGAUUUGAUGUACGACCAGCAUAUUGAUUUUGUUAAUGGAAUACAUAUCCCUGAUCCUGACAGUUCUCAAACUGAUUUAUUAGGUCAGCCAUCAGUUAGUACAUAUUCAUCUGUUGAUGAUAUAAACAGUUUGGUACCUGAUAAUAUAGAGAAUGAUGCAGAUGAAAUAGCUUCUACUAUCAGUGAUUUGUCUGGCUUAAGUGAUCUCUCAGAUUUUAGUGGGCAAGAAUGGAAACCAACUGCAGGUCCUGUAAGUUGGGUCCAGAGACAAAUGAGUUUAGGUGCAGAUCCACAUGCUAUAUUAUCAGAUAUAUUGCCAAAAGGUACUCUCAUACCAUCUCAUUUGGAUGAAGUCACACUUUGGAAGAUAAUAGUGAACAUGUUGAGUGAACCACCCAGACGCCAAAAACUGGCCAAUGUUAAUACUAUGGAAGAUGUAGUUCAAUUAUUGAAAACAUGUAACAAAAUUAUUAUUUUAACAGGAGCAGGGGUAUCUGUUUCAUGUGGAAUUCCAGAUUUUAGAUCAAUAAAUGGAAUAUAUGCACGUCUAAGCAAAGAAUAUCCUGAUUUGCCAGAUCCACAAGCAAUGUUUGACAUAAAUUAUUUUAGAAAGGAUCCUCGUCCAUUCUUUAAAUUUGCAAAGGAAAUCUAUCCUGGCCAGUUUCAGCCAUCUCCAAGUCAUCGCUUUAUUCGUCUUUUGGAACAACAGAAUAAAUUACUGAGAAAUUAUACUCAGAAUAUAGAUACAUUAGAACAAGCUGCUGGAAUAGUGAAAGCAAUCACUUGCCAUGGUUCAUUUGCUACUGCUACUUGUACACAGUGUGGUUAUAAAGUUGAUUGUUCAGUAAUAAAAGAUGAAAUCUUUAAUCAGCAAAUCCCUUAUUGCCCAUAUUGUCCACCUGAUAUAGAAGAAAUGGCUGUAAUGAAACCUGAUAUUGUAUUUUUUGGUGAAGGUUUAUCAGAUGAAUUUCAUCAAACAAUGGCCAAAGAUAAAGAUAUUUGUGAUCUUCUUAUUGUUAUUGGUUCAUCCUUAAAAGUUCGACCAGUUGCUCUCAUACCCAGUUCAAUACCUCCAAAUGUUCCUCAGAUUUUAAUUAACAGAGAACCAUUGAAACACCUUACAUUUGAUGUUGAACUGUUAGGAGAUUGUGAUGUUAUCAUAAAGGAAUUGUGUAGCAGGUUAGGGGAAGAGUGGCUGCAAGUCAUAGGAACCCAGCAUGCUCUUCAACAAAUUGCAGAAUUGCCAUCUGCUGUUAAUAAAAAUUGUACAAAUGUUUUAUCAGAAUCUGAGGUUAACAAUAAUAACAAUGUAGCUGCAGCAGAUACCACUACUGCUGUGGAAGCUAAUAGUUGGAAUCAGAAUUCUGAUAACCCUGCAGAAGAGGAAAGUAGUUGUGACUGUAAUAAUCUGUCUAAUAUUAGAAUAGAAGAUAGUUUGGAUGGAAUAGUUGAUAGUGAUCAAAGCAAUAACAAUCCUGAUUCCACUAGUAAUGAUAGAGAUUCUGAACCACAAUCUACAAGAGAUAUAGAAAAAUUGAGAGAGUGUUGGCAGUCCACACAAAAGCAGUCCUUGUCAUCUAGAUUACCUGAAAAUACCUUUUUGAUUGUUCCACCGAAUCGUUACGUGUUUCAUGGAGCCGAAUUAUAUUUGGAUGAGCAUCUGGAUACAGAAGGAGAGGUUUCAAGCAUGUCCGUUUUAGAAGAACAGAAUUAUAAUGCUCCUAGUGUGGCAACCAACAGUAAUCUUGUGAGCUCUGAGGAAAAAGUCGAAGCAACGUUUACUGUGGAACAAAAUAAUAUACCAGAGAAUGUUGACAGUGACAAAAACUAUGCAGCAACAGCAGCAGCAGAAAUGUUGGGGACAAACAAUAAUGAAAAUUUCAGUUGUUCGUGAAAUUAAUUUUAGAAUUUAUACCUCCUGUAAAAAUACCAUAUCUGUGAUGUGGUGUAUAUGAUCUGUGUUUGAACUCAUUAGCAUUCUAUUAUGGUGCUACAACACCAACACCAUUAUAGCUACCCCGAAAGUCCCAUUUUGCACAAAUAUUACUUUGUGCUUUACCAGUGACUUUGACAUGCUGGAUUUAUGCAGGUUGAAGAUUCGAACAUUGAGUGUUUCAACUUGCUUAUUUUCACCCUUUAAUGAAGUUGGAUAAUUCUUCAGACUUUUUCGUCUAUCAUGUAAAAAGAAAACAAAAAAAGUUAUGUAAGUCCAUGAUUCAUUUUCCAAGGUCACUUAAAAUUGUAUGAUGGUGACAACCCUGUAAAUUUAUCUCGCAUCCAUUAAGCCAUUAGUUUUUCGUUUUUUGAUGUUUACGCAACUUCUCAACGAGAUUAAGUACACCCAUGCAAUUUUAAAAAUCAAAAGAUGGAAGUUUAGUUUGUAGAUAUGCCAUAUUAUUGUCGUAUAUUGCAUAAAUGAUGAUAAAAAUUAAUACCAAAGAAGCUCAGAGUAGAAACUAUCAUAGGAAAUUUGUUCGCAGUUGUCGGCACGUUAAUUCACGCUGCUGACGUUAUGCGAAAGAGAGGAAGUAUAUUUUCCAGUAGUAUUUAUAGCUAGCUGUUUCACGUUUAAGAAAAAGUCCAUAGAUAUGUCCGGGGUGACAAUCAGUAUUAUUUCCCUUGGGGUGCUAUUUCAGUUGUGUCCAUAGAGCACAAUCAGAAGAUUGAUUUAAACCUCAGGCAUCAGCAAUACAUGACAGGUGUUUCCUAAUACAGCUGGACUGAUUUUAGGGAACAGGGAUAUAACCCGGAUCUGUAUUAGUUUUAAAUAUAAGAUUAAAAAAGGAUCUUGAUAACAGUGGCAGCAAUUCACAUCAGUGAUCAGCAGCGACUCAGCCAGGUGCUUUAUUUAAGUGUUUAGAUCACUUUGGUCCGUGUUGUACGUGUUUACAAUAGCGCAGAAUUAUUGUCCUUCCCAACUAUUGGUGGCAAAUUCUUGCAGACUUUUCUGUGAUACAGAUUGUUGACUGAUGGCGUUUACUGCGAAACCAUAUUUGAAACAGUGGGGAGGGGUGAAAGACGACGGAUUAAGUAUGAUUUGUGUCGGAAUCUCAUCGGGGCCACAUCCAAAGGAGAAAUGAAAUUCUUUUGUUUUGGUAUAUAAUUGAAGAAACUUCUGUACCUCAGCACUACUUUCUCAAUGUGUAUUAUAUAUAAAUAUUUAAAAAUAUGCGGUAAAUAUAUAUAUAUAAAAAGAAAUUCACCAUAAUGUAAACUUGUUAAGAAUUUCCUGUUGUUUCAUUGUAAAGGUAGCAUGCCUCUCUUCCUCGUUAACCGGGAAUAUUUUUGUGCAUGCUUCAGGUAGCUUAUGGGCAGAGUUUCGAAGAUGCCCCGAAAUUCAAAGUGAUUUGGAUGCCAUUAGAAGAGUAGAAAUUGCUAUUUUAAGCGCAUUUGACAAAAAGGUUAAAAACGAAAAAAAUUCAAAUAAAUGUAAGUUUAACUAUUUAGUGCCACUGACCAGUAUAAUAGUUUCAACUUUCGAACGGAAGCUUUAAAAAAAUUCCCAGUGCGUCCAUUUGAGAGGCUAGUGCCAAUUUACUCGCAUGUUAAUUCUUUUUUCUUUGGACAUUAGAACGCCACCAUCUUCUCUUCUGUAUUCAAGAGCAUGGCAUCUGUUAAUUUGCCACGAUGGGAACGUUUCGCCCGAGUUUCCGAUUAAGAAAUAUGUAAAUAUCCAUUAGCUGGGUGUUGCAUCGUUUGUAUUUAUUGGUAGAAAUUUUUGUCCCUCCUAGCAGUUUCACUUCUGUACAAAAGCUGCACUCUUCGGUCGUAAGUUCAAAAUUUAAGGGAUUAUUCGUUGCAACUUAGACACGGUCCCUAGUAUCGAUUAAUCGCUAUUAAUCUGGUCAGUGGUCUGUUCAUAGUGAUGCUAACGUCAUUUUAUAUGUUUCAUCUUAGUUGUUAGUGGGUAUGUAAUGUCAUCAGAUGUACAAUUAAAGCUAUUCAACUACUUAAA
Molecule: messenger RNA, 4431 nt
Organism: Centruroides sculpturatus (bark scorpion)
Lineage: Eukaryota; Metazoa; Arthropoda; Arachnida; Scorpiones; Buthidae
Gene: Sirt1
Product: NAD-dependent protein deacetylase sirtuin-1-like
Exons: 12
Coding region: 169-2370 (733 amino acids)
Molecular function (GO): NAD+ binding
Source: RefSeq, a predicted model, not a curated record